AGUUAAUAAAAGCAUUUUUUGCGGUCAGGCGAUUUGGAAUAAUAAUUGUGUUAAUUUCGACUGGACAAUUUGGAAUUUCUUGUGACAAAAAAGUAAACACUUGACAGACAAUUGAUGCCAUUUUGAUUUUAAUUAAGCGAAUAAACCGUAUAAAUUUUGUACAAAAAUCACGACCUUCGUAGAUUGGUAAGCAGACAAAAAAAUGUGAUAAGGUGAUCAUAGAUUUCAUUUAUUUUAUUAUGAUUAACGUCAAAGGUACUUGAAUUGAGCCAAUUUAAUCAUUUAUCAACACUAAAAAAAACACAAUUUGAUAAUUGUAAUCUGUAUGGAAUGUAUUUUACGCUAAUGUUUAUGAUUCCACGAUAAGUGCAUUGCUUGCUGUCAUUAAUUAAUAUAACCCACCAAAUAAAGUUUGGAGAGAACAAAUGAACGAAUCAUUUGCCAAAUUUAUUACUCUCUAUGAAAUUAAGUCGUUGGGAGUCAGACUGAUUCAGGAAGAAUUCAUAUUUUUGUCUACUUUUAAUAUGCGUAUAAAAUCGGUGACACGUGGUAUCAUUUAGUGUUUUUAUGCAGUGAAUAAAUAGAGUAGUCAAAUGAUGCCUUUAUUUUAAAACAAAUGGCAUUCGUGUAUAGUGACAUGAUUCGUUUGUUUGUUCGUAGUGACACAAAGGACUGGACAGCAACAGAAAUAAAUUGAAUUCGAUCAAUACGUUAGCCUGCAUCGAUUGUGAUCAAUGUACAGCCAAUGAAAAGAACAUUAACGUCACCCAUUUUACAAUGGAAUGAGAUAGAACAUGAACCAAAGUGACUGUGUUGGUUUUUUUUUUAUUAUUCAACAAACAGUCUGCAGACAACGACAGACAAUUACACAUUUUCGUUAACGCCAAUAAAAUUGUUUUUUCUCUUCUGUAUAUUGAUAACAAAAUUGCACACAGUGUGAAUUGGCUGCCAGUUGCAAAAAUGCAAACGAUAUAAAUGUGAAUGAUCAACGUAUAAACGAAAAUCGAAUGAAACGUGAUUUCAGUCGUUUGAAACAUUGAGAACGGUGAACACAACGUAAUUUUAAUUUCUGGCUCCGCGCACAUGCGGUCCCUCAUUCCAAUUAAAGUUUAAUUUGGUGCAUUGUACUUCGUCCGCCUCGCUCAAUCGUGUAAACAAUAAUCCAUGCAAAUGAGUUCGUAACAUAAAUAGUGACAACAACAUCAAAACAGCAGCAACAGCAAAAUACACAUUGCAUCGAAUGUAAUAUUCAAAUGAUUUGUUUAUGUUGAGUGGAUGGAACAAUUAAUACAAACAGAGAAAAAGAGAGAGAGAAAGAGCGCGUUAGAAAAAUGAGUGAUAAAAAGGCGGACGAAACCGAUUCUCACAAUGAUUUGGAUUAUGUGUUGAGUGAUGUCGGUGAAUUCGGCAUAUAUCAAAUUGGGCAAUGCAUCGCGAUGGUUCUGCCCAUCAUACUUUCGGCCACUUAUGCAGUCGAAUUCAUAGUGACCAGCUCAACGGACGAUUAUAGGUGUGCAAUUCCCGAGUGUGAAUGGCUGAACAACACAAUCUACGAUCAAAAUUGGUUAAGUCACGCGAUUCCGUUCAAAAAUGGGCGACCGAAAAAGUGUUCGAGAUUUGGUACUUCACAUCAAUCAGCUCCGGAUGGUCAAUGCCCAAAAUCUUUAUUCAACGAAUCCAAUGUCAUUGGCUGCAAUGAAUAUGUUUUCAAAACAGACGAGUAUCGGAUUAUGCGAGAGUUUGGUAUUUUAUGUGAUGAAAACGAGUAUAAAUUGGCGCUCGUUGGAACUGUAAAUAACAUCGGUGGAUUUCUAUUCAUGCCAUUAACCGGACUACUCAGUGACAAAUUUGGUCGUUUAACGGUUCUGAUUGUUGGCAUGGUAAGCUGUGCCAUUUUUGGUUUAAUCAAAGCAUUCGUUGGAAGCUACAUGUGGUAUAUGGUGUUGGAGUUUCUAUGUGCCGCUGUGGGCACAACAACAUACAUGGCAGCGUUUGUCCUGUGUGUGGAAUGGGUUAGUUCGAAAUAUCGGAUUUUAGCCUCAACUACAAUUGCUGCCACGUAUCCUGGGGGCGAGAUUCUAUUGGGCGUUAUGGCUAUGCUCUUGCCUAAUUAUCGAGCAUUCCUUUCGGCGAUUUAUACGCCGGCUUUGCUACUUGCAUUCUAUUUUUGGCUGGUACCAGAAUCAACCCGAUGGCUUAUUGCAACCGGCCAAUAUGAACGAGCGAUGAAAAUUCUAAAACGCACCGCCAAACAGAACAAUCGCGAAAUGUCGGAAAAAUCAAUGGAAAUUGUGCGAAACAGUUGCACGGAUGCCAAAGGCAGUGGCAAAAAUGGCGAAAAUGACUGUUCAUCGAUUAUCGCAAUUUUCCAGAAUAAAAUCCUACUCAUACGGCUUAUCAUGUGCUCAUUGUGUUGGAUUUCAGUUGUAUUCGUUUUUUAUGGUUUGAGUGUGAACGCAACGAAAAUUACUGACGAUAGCAACAAAUACUUGAGCUAUAUCACAACCAUGGCUGCAGAAGUGCCCGCCGCAUUGAUCACCUUUUUUAUGUUGAAGUAUAUAGGUCGACGCACAGCGAUGUGUUGUACAAUGACGAUAGCUGCUUCGGUAACAAUUUUAUCAACAUUCGUGCCAUCGCAUUACACAUUGAUCAUUCGCAUUAUGUUUUUCGUCGGAAUGUGUGCAACAUCGAGUUCAUUUGCCAUUCUUUAUGUGUUCUCAGCCGAAAUUUGGCCAACUGGUAUGCGUAACUUACUGAUGAAUAUUUGUUCAAUGAUCGGUAGAUUUGGUAGCAUGCUAGCGCCACUGGCUAUAUUAUUGAGUCACUACAAGCAAAACUUACCGCUGCUUCUAUUUGGAAGCGCUGCUCUUAUAUGUGGAUUCAUCAUCUUCAUGCUUCCCGAGACCAAAGGCAAAAAAUUACCUCAUACAGUCCAAGAUGCUAUCAAACUAUAGAAUAAUCCAUUUAAAAAGUAUGAUUGUAACCAUCAAUAUUGUAGUUUAUGGAAUCUUUAGUCUCGAAAACCAAAUCUGUUCAAUCAAUCAAUUACGCGUAAAUAAAUAUUCGUUUUAAGUAAAUAUGCGUUUGUUAUGUGAAGAAAACUAUUCUAAGCAAUUUUAACCCACUUAUAGAGAUAGAAAAAAGAUGAAAUUCAAUGAGAAUCAUAUUCAUUACACUCCAUUGUGAACCGGGCAUCUGAAAAGAAUGAAUGCGAAUAAUAUGCUACCGCAUGAGUUAUAAAUGCGACAGAAAGAGAACAGAGUAGUGUUUAUACGCGUCAGCAACUGAUUUCAGCUACUGAGCUCAGUCAACACUGCUGAUGUUAGCUCAUAACACGCUCUGAUUUCAGCUGACGUGAAAAUUUUAGCGAGAGAUUUAUAUUUUUGUGGAACAUCGCAACUUACUCUAUUACAUUUCUAUUAGUGAGACGUAAAAGAACGCAAGUUUGUCCAACUUCGUAGCAAUAAAGAGAAGUAUGUUUCAUUGCAACUAAUAAUGGUUAAAAGAAUGUAUGUUCGUUUUUAGCGGGUCCUCGCGGUUUUUCACGCUUUCCGCGCAACUGAUAAGAGAUAAGAGAUAGAUGUCUUCGGCAAUAUUAUGAUAUUAAAUAUUAUAGAAGACCUCGAGUACUACAACUUUGUCGAAGACACCAAGUUGUUAUCUCUUAUCAGUUCCGGGGAAACCGUGAAAAACCGCGGAGGCUAGACGGGAUGCCAACAUUAUUCCUUUUAACGCAGAUAGAAUCAACAGAAAACAUACUUUCCUUUUCAAAAAUAUAAAUCGACAAAAAAACAUACAUUCUUUUACGUCUCACGUAUAGAUUUAUAGUAGAAUUAUAGACAUUAUGUGUAUAAUCUCAGCGCAUGAAACAUGAUUGAAUAAAGAGCCGACAAACAUCUUA
Molecule: messenger RNA, 3901 nt
Organism: Sitodiplosis mosellana (orange wheat blossom midge)
Lineage: Eukaryota; Metazoa; Arthropoda; Insecta; Diptera; Cecidomyiidae
Product: organic cation transporter protein-like
Exons: 8
Coding region: 1332-2954 (540 amino acids)
Biological process (GO): transmembrane transport
Cellular component (GO): membrane
Molecular function (GO): transmembrane transporter activity
Source: RefSeq, a predicted model, not a curated record